Carcharodon carcharias (great white shark) is the source of this 2305-nucleotide messenger RNA. It is a transcript of the gene nags, whose product is annotated as N-acetylglutamate synthase. Bases 66 to 1622 code for a protein of 518 amino acids. The transcript has 7 exons. The record is from RefSeq and is a predicted model, not a curated record. Gene Ontology annotation, biological process: L-arginine biosynthetic process. Gene Ontology annotation, molecular function: L-glutamate N-acetyltransferase activity, acting on acetyl-CoA as donor; arginine binding. Lineage: Eukaryota; Metazoa; Chordata; Chondrichthyes; Lamniformes; Lamnidae. Gene Ontology annotation, cellular component: mitochondrial matrix.
GAGGCUGCUGGAUCCGAGCGCGGCAUCGGUCAGACCGGACCGGGUCGGAUCAGAUUAGUCAGUCCAUGGCUACCGCGAGUUCGGCAUCAGCCGGCACAAGGGCCGUGGCCAAAGCCGGCCAGUUCCUCUCCUCCAAGCAUGUCCUGAGUGCCGCCUCCUGCGCCCCGGUGCCCGGGCUCCGCCGGCUGAGCGCGGUGAAAGCCAGCGGGCACAACCGGUCGCGAAGCACUCCGAUGCCGGAGGCGGAUCGGUCGGUUCCGCUCGUCAGUCACCACCGGGCCACCCGCUCCCUCGUCUACAGGGACGUGAAGAUGUUCCUGAACGAGAUCGGCGCAGACCCCAGGGAAGCCCGGUACUGGCUCACCCAGUUUCAAAACGCCAGCACCAGCGGCAGCAACAAACUCUUCGCAGUGGUGGAGGUGGACGAAGAGAUCUUUUACUCAAAAGAAAUGGUAUCCAGUCUGGCUUUCGGCCUGGCCUUCCUGCAACGUAUGGACAUGAAGCCUGUGGUUGUGAUGGGAUUAUCAUGUCAGCAUGCUGAAGACCGAUCAAAUUCAUUCACUGAAACCAAAUCCUUAUUGCUCAGGAAUUGCCGGAUCCUGACUGAUGCACUGCACAGGAAUUCAGCUGUCACUAUGCCAUUUUUUAAUGGGGGAUCCUUACUGAGGGCAGAGCAGUCAUCACCUCACAACAGUUUUGGGAACGUAGUUUCAGUGGAGGAAGAUCUGUUAAAUUGGAGCCUGGAGUCGGGACACAUUCCUAUCAUCUGCUCUGUGGGAGAGACCUCUGAUGGACAGUUAGUACUUCUAAAUUCCUUGGGUGUGACAGCGACCAUCGCCAAGUUAAUGCAACCCCUGAAAGUGAUGUUUCUGAACAAUUCUGGAGGCAUUCAGGACUAUGAGAAAAAGGUUGUGGGACAGGUCAAUCUUCCAUCUGAUCUAGACCUUCUUUCACAUGCAAACUGGAUUAGUCAGAAAGAGGAAGAGAAAGCAAAAGUGAUAACAGAUCUCCUCAAUCACAUGCCAUCAGAAUCAUCUGCUGUCAUCACUUCUGCCGACACCAUACUCACAGAGCUCUUCAGUCACAGAGGAGCUGGAACACUAUUCAAAAAUGCUGAACCCAUCCGCAAAUACACAAGUCUCGAUGCAAUAGACACAACCCGUCUAAUAUCACUAAUAAAUAAAUCUUUCGGAAAAGAUCUAUGCAAGGACUACAUUUCAGUGCUGAAUCCCAGGCUACAUUCUAUUUAUUUGUCUGAAGGAUACAGUGCUGCUGCAAUUAUCACCAGAGAGCCUGUCCUGAAUGGGAUGCCGUACCUUGACAAAUUUGUUGUAAGCACAAAUAAACGUGGCCAAGGUACCAGCUUGAUGCUAUGGGAAUGUAUCCGGCAGGAUUUUGACGCGCUGUUCUGGAGAUCAAGGGCAACAAACAGAAUCAAUCCGUGGUAUUUCAAACAAUGUGAUGGAAGCUUUACAACUGGACAGUGGAUAGUAUUUUGGUACGGCCUGUCUAACAUGCGUGACUCUUAUGAACUGGUGGACCAUGCUGAAAUUUUACCUGAUUCUUUUAUACAACCAAAAGAGCCUAUAGAUCAACAGACAUCAUCUGUUACCGAAAACUAAAUCUCGUCACUUUUACUGUGCCAGUUUUCCUUUUUUCUUCAAUGUCCAAAAACUUGCUGCUCUAAGGUUGAACAUGCCUUAAGUUUCCUCCUUUGGCACAUCCAGUUGCUGUGAACUUCUUGACUUUUUCAAGUUGGCUAAUGGGAUUGGUGACCUUCAAAUUCCAGUCUGGCAGAAGAGGGAAUAUUCUAUUUACAUAAACUGUAGCUAAUAAAAUCAAAGUGAAUCAGAGCUCCCAAAAAGUGAUAGUUUUAAACGCAACUUCAUUUGUUUUUUCACAGGGUAUUGACUUUUACAGGAUAUUGUUUUCUUUUGUAGUGAAUAAUAACUGAAGGAUUAGUAAGUUUGUUUUAAUUAAAACUGAAGCUGCUACCCCUGGGGAUGGUAGCAUGGUGGCUUCUUACUGGACUUGCAAUCCAGAGGCCUAGACUAAUAAUCUAGAGACAUGAGUUCAAAUUGCACCAUUUUAAUUCAAUUUAAUUCAAUUAAUAAAUAAAUCAGGAAUAAAAAGGUAGUAUCAGAAAUGUCGACCACGUAACUGCCAGAUUUUUGUAACAGCUCAUCUCAUUCACUACUUCCUUAAAGAAAAGAAAUCUGCCAUCCUUUUCCAAUCUAGCCUGUUUGCAGCUCCAGAUCCACAGCAAUGGUUGAUUCUUAAACAAGCUGGAAAAACUCUGCAGGUC